This is a messenger RNA of Dipodomys ordii (Ord's kangaroo rat), 2518 nucleotides long. RefSeq names its product glial cells missing homolog 1 (Drosophila) (gene Gcm1). Gene Ontology annotation, molecular function: RNA polymerase II cis-regulatory region sequence-specific DNA binding; DNA-binding transcription activator activity, RNA polymerase II-specific. Gene Ontology annotation, cellular component: nucleus. NCBI's taxonomy places the organism in Eukaryota, Metazoa, Chordata, Mammalia, Rodentia, Heteromyidae. Gene Ontology annotation, biological process: regulation of transcription by RNA polymerase II; gliogenesis; cell differentiation involved in embryonic placenta development. The transcript has 6 exons. The record is from RefSeq and is a predicted model, not a curated record. Bases 131 to 1453 code for a protein of 440 amino acids.
GAUGAGAUGGUUGUGACCCAGGGGCAUCCGUGGCCCCAAGAAGACGUUGGGAGGAAGCUGUCUUCUGGGGUCUGUGCUUGAGUGCUCAGGUCCAGCCACAUCGAGAACUUUCGAGAGCAGAACCUGCAGGAUGAGUGGAAAGAUACUGACCGGGUCUGGGCUCACAAUGGAACGCGAGGACGUGGAGAAGGACAACAGGGAGGUGUUGAGCUGGGACAUCAACGACAUCAAACUGCCCCAGAACGUGACGAGGACCGACUGGUUCCAGGAGUGGCCGGACUCGUACGUGAAGCACGUGUACAGCUCGGAGGACCGGAGCGCGCAGCGCCACCUCAGCAGCUGGGCCAUGCGCAACACCAACAACCACAACUCCCGCAUCCUCAAGAAGUCCUGCCUGGGCGUGGUGGUGUGCGGCCGGGACUGCUCCACCGCCGAGGGGCGCAAGAUCUACCUGCGCCCCGCCAUCUGCGACAAGGCCCGGCAGAAGCAGCAGCGGAGAUGCUGCCCCAACUGCAGCGGGCCCCUGAAGCUGAUCCCCUGCCGCGGCCACGGGGGCUUCCCCGUCACCAACUUCUGGAGGCAUGACGGGCGCUUCAUAUUCUUCCAGUCAAAGGGAGAACACGAUCACCCCAGGCCCGAGACCAAGUUAGAAGCCGAGGCAAGAAGAGCCAUGAAGAAAGUCCGCAUGGCCUCCGCCUCAGGCUCCUUAAAGGUGACAGGGAGCCGGGGAUCGCAGCCUCGCCCCGGGGAAGCCCAGAGCCAGGCCGGUUUGCCUUUAACUUGGUCAUUCCAGGAAGGCGUCCAGUUGCCUGGUAGUUACGGCGGGCCUGUAAUAGCUAACGCGGCCCCACAGAGCUCUCUGAACGACUGCUUCUCCUGCCCCAAGAGAAGUCACGACGUGGGGGAGACGGCGGCGCUGGCAGAGUCGCUGCCCGCCGGGGAGACACGCAAGGUGUCCGGCCGAAGACCCUGCCACGGAGCGGGUGCGCCCGUGUCCCCCGCCCCGGGGGGCCUCGUGGAUCAUGACCACGCGCAGGUCAGGCAGAGACAGGCCGCUUUGGAGAGAAGUCCCCUGAGUGACAGCUGCCACCCCUUCCCUCUGGCCGGCUGCCCCUGUGACUUCUUCCCCCCGCUGAGCCCCCUGGAGCCCUUCCCCCAGCACACGCCGCUGGAACCACCCGUGACCCACGCCGCCGGCCACCCCACGUGGCCAAGCCCGGGCGCUGAGCUGUACGAGGAGAGAGGGCCUGCGGAUUUCCACGGCUACGUGCCUUCCCCCACAGGCCCCGGGCCCCAGCAAGACCCCACAAUGCUGGGCUACGGCGCCCACCCAGCCCUGCAGUACCCGCUGCCCCCCCGGGGGUACAAAUGGGAUCUGGAUGAAGACAUGAUGUACACGGGUUUGGAUGCCUUCAACAACGAGAUGCUGCUCAACCUCUGUCCCUUCCGGUAACCUGCCGCCCCCCCCCCCGCAUUCCCCCUUCUCCUGAGUUUGGGAGCUGGCUGGAAGAUGUCCUUCCUUAGGAAAACGUUUCCAAAACGCAGAGCCGCUGCAGGCAGCACACGAAGCCUGCGUCGUACGUUCUCAUCCUGAGCGCUCAUCCGCUGAGGAAUGGAGACGGGAGCGCCGUGGGUGAGCUGCCGCAUCCCUGCUGCCUCCCCGGGCUUUGGGCUUUCAGAGGCUUUAUCUGUUGGGUUUUCUUAGUCCACCGUACAAAGAAAAUAGAGUAACUUAGAAUUUCAUCCACACAUUCUCGGGAACUGAAAUGAAGACACGGAGACAGAGGAAGCACCGUCUUCUUCCAUGAAGUAUUUAAUGCUCUGACUGUGAUGCGGUCCAUUCAUUAAAAAUGUGCUUUUUAAAGCCGGGCGUCCGUGGCUCAUGCCUGUAACCCUAGCUGUUCAAGAGGCUGAGAUCUGAGGAUCAAGGUCUGCAGUCAGCUGGGGCGGACAAAUCUGAAAGACUCAGGCCAACAAACGCCCAGGAGUGGGGCUCAAGGGGCAGAACACAGCAGCCUGUAGUGAAAAGGCUAUGCAAGAACAUGAGGUCCUGAGUUCAAGCCCCACGACUGGCAUCAAGAAAAAACAAAGUUUUCUAGUCAAUUGUAAGACUUGUCAAGAUGAGAAUCAUGACCCAACGGUAUUAUUUAUAAAGCUAACGAGUGGCAAAACUCAGGGACACAGGAAGAGGACUCCAGUGGUGCUGUUUCUGUUUUCCUUCCCCCUCCCCUCCCUCCGGUCCCUUCACACUAGAGCUUACUUCUGACCCAUUGACCUCCAUUCUUUAGGGCAUCUAACUUGGUGCCGGUUCAUAAUAUGGGAGAAAUGCUUUCUUAGGGGCGGAGGGCUAGGGCUUAGAGGUGGAGCCUGUAUUUAGCUGUAUGGGGCAUGGGGUUUAAGACCCAGCAACAACAGAAAAUAAGAAGGAGAUGCCUCUGUACAGUUAGCAUGGCCAAGUGGCCAUGUAUAAAUGCUGAAGUCCUUUGGAAUGAAGGCAAGCCCAGACCUAAACUCUGAA